Octodon degus (degu) is the source of this 2748-nucleotide messenger RNA. RefSeq lists its product as uncharacterized. Gene Ontology annotation, biological process: activation of protein kinase B activity. Lineage: Eukaryota; Metazoa; Chordata; Mammalia; Rodentia; Octodontidae. The record is from RefSeq and is a predicted model, not a curated record. The coding region runs from base 66 to 1481 and encodes 471 amino acids. The transcript has 9 exons. Gene Ontology annotation, cellular component: plasma membrane; Golgi apparatus.
UUCCUAAAUCUGUGAUUUUCUCUCCCUUUUUGCUUUUCCAGUGAAUUGUGUGAUCCUUUCUGCCAAUGGACAACUCAGCAUUUGAAAUACAUGAAGAUGGAGCACAGAAUACUCGGUCUGUGGGAAAGAUAAGCACCAUAUCCAGAAUGGAAAAGAAGAAGCCAUGGUCAUUGAUGAAGAUUUUCCUUAUGUGUCUCUUGGCCUGCUUUAUCACCACAGCAAUAGGAGUACUGAUUGUCUCCUUGGUUUACGUUAACUCCCAGCCUCGCUUAAAUGUUCAGCUUCAACCUGCUUGGUCAACCAGAACAACAGCAGUUCUCAACGUACAGAAGGCUGUUGAUCCCAAAUUCCAGUUUCUUAACCAUUUACCUAAGUCAAAGGUGUUUGAGUUCCCUGGUGGUGCGAUCCAGUGGGCCCGGUAUAGGAACAAUAUCAAAGACUAUGUCAGUGAUGAAGAAGAGGCCUUUGGCACCAGCUUGAACAGUCAGAGAUCACAGAUGACUCUGGGUACCCUGAGAAUAAAGAGCAAGGGCCUCCGGGCCCCUCACUGGCACUUCAAUGCCAAUGAACAUGGCUAUCUGGUACAGGGCACAGCAUGGAUUGGGGUGGUAGAUGAUGGUGGUGAAGUAGCUACCACAUACAAUGUCACAGCUGGCCAAGUAAUCUUCUUCCCUAAAAAUACACUGCACUGGGUAAAGAAUGUGGGUAAUGAAGACUGCUUUUUCCUGCUCUUCUUUUCUACACAUGAUGAACUUCAGACUCUGGAUGUUGAUGAUGUAUUUUUCUCUACACCUGAAGACAUUGCUUCCAGGUCUCUUAAGCCUGAAGGUGGAGUUAAUUUCAUUAGGAAAUUUCAUAAGCAAACAGAAGACCAGGGGAUUAAUCUUCCUCACAACCUGGCAGAGCUGGUUAUGAAUGCUAGUUAUGUACAGUCUCCAGAUAACCUUGUAUGGAGAUACUUUUUUGACCUUAAAGGUUCAAAAGAAUAUCGGUUUCCAGGUGGAGUGAUACAAAUGGCACAUUAUUUGAAGAAUGGAAAUGAACUAAGCAACAAUGAAAAAAUUUUCAGUGAGUUCCUCAAUGAGCAUGAGAAUGCUCUCAGUUUGAGUACACUCAGAAUUUAUAACAAUGGAUUACGACAACCACAUUUUCAUUUUAAUGCUAAUGAAAUGGGAUAUGUAUUGAGUGGUUGUGGAAAGGUAGGUAUUAUCAGUACUCAGGGUACUGUAGAAUUUAACAUCCACAUUGGAGAUGUGAUAUUUUUCCCCAUUGGAACCCAGCAUUACAUUAAGAGCACAUGUGAUGAGGAUUUGCUUUUCAUUCUUGCCUUCAGCACCAGAGACAAGCUGCAAACCCUUGAUAUGGAUGAUUAUAUCCAGGCCACGGCGGACCACAUCUUAGCCCAACUUUUCUUAAGGAAACAAAGUGAGUUUAAGAAGAUUCCCAAAUUCAAGGAGGACCAAGCAAUCAACCUACCUUAGAGUUAUCUAUGAAUAUUGAAUUCUCUAUUGGUUGCUGCUAAUGAACUAUGUGGGAUGGGACAUGUCAUACAAAACAGCCCUGUGGGCCUGGUUAGCUGAUAGUAUGGACUUUAGUAUAUGUAUAUAAACAUAUAUUUGUGUAUUUUCCAUUUGUAACUUUAAAUGUAUUGCUCCAAUGUAAAAUAUGUAAAUGCAUUCUUCCUAUGCAUAUACUAAAACUUAAUACCUGUAAAUGUUUUUGACUUCAUCAAUGUAAAAGGAAAUAUAUCAGUUUGUAUGAGUACAUAUUGAAACAAUGGAAUCCACAUACAUCAAACCUUGUCUGAGGAGUUAUUAAGUCCUGGACUAGGGAUUAUCAACACUUUUUUUUGGUAUGGGAUACUUUUUACAAUACCAACAUCUUAAAAAACUGUUAUAGCAGUAGUUACUUAUUGUGUAUGAGCUAAGAAGAUAUUUAAUGAUAAGCCAAUUAUGAAUUUGAUAUGAUCUUUGAAUAUGUUUAGAUUUUAUAUAUCACCUCAUAAUCUAUUUACAUUUGAGAAAUAGUCAUCCCCAUGUUUGAGAAGUACGUAGUUUAUGUAGUCUUUUGGUAUUGCUAGCUGAGAAUGUGCAUUCAAGAUUUCAUUCUGAAGCUUGUUGGGGCUGACAGUCUCAAAGUUGGGUCACUGUGUUAAGUAGAAAAUAAUCUAUUUAAAUAUAAUCUGUGCUUGAUUUUUGUUUAUAAUUUAUUUUAUUAGGUGUUUGGUAUCCUAGCAGUAUGCUAAGUUCAACAGUCAGUGCUAGCAUAAACUAUAUGAAAUUCUGAAGGAAGAUAUUUGUGAAAGCAGGUCACUGUGGCUUGAAGGGAGGGGCCUAGUGGUAAGAUAUGAGACAUGAGAUUGGAGAAGAGGGGAGAAAUCAAAUGGUAAAUAGUCUAUUACCCCUUGGAAACUUCUUAUUGUGAAUUUAUCUGGUUUCCCUCUUUUAGGAGGGCUAACCAAUGUAAAAAUUUGGUAGCAGUGGGAAGUUUGUGAUGGUUGUACUAUUUUGAAGAGACUUUGUAGGGAAUGGGUUAUUCAAUGGGAAGACAAAUAUGGUUGAGAAGAUGCAGUGACCAGCACAUAGAUAUAUGGAAGAGGGUAUCCAUAUAGAGGGGAAAUAGUUAUAAAAGGUGGAUGACAAUGUGAGAGAUGGAUUUUUAUCUAUAACAUGUUUUACUUUGGGAUUUUAAGAAAUGUACUGUAUGUUCAUAAUCUAUUUUUCUUGUAUCAGGAACUAUUGUAUCAGA